GCGUGCGUAAAGUGGCCGUGUGAGCGCGCACAGGCUUGGGGAACUGCUGCUGUCAGACGCCUUCUCUGGAGCGGGAUUGCAGGACACGGAUCGUCCUCUGGAACCAACCAUCUUGUGUCCAGCGUAGUCUGGUCCCCUCUGGUCUCUUCCACUAAUCCGAAUUAAUCACAGCUGAAGAUGAAAAAGUUAAGCAACGAAACGGCUUUUUUUGUUUUUCCGAGGGGGAAUAUUUAGAGAGGAUUGUUUUAUUUUGUGUUGCUGCUGCGCUCGGACAUGGCUAAUCUCUGGACGCAGUGAGAUAAUUUCUCGCGUCUGCGGCGGUGGAGACCUGCGGAGGAAAGUUGCGCGUGGCAGGACAGUCUAACCGGAGCUGUGACAGAACAAGGAGAGCGCCAUGGUGAAGUCUCUCCUUCUCCUGCUCAGCUGGACGGUGAUCGCAGAGGUUGCGAGGGCUCAGAACGACACGGAACCAAUCGUCCUGGAAGGGAAAUGCCUGGUGGUGUGCGACUCCAACCCGGCCAUGGACUGGAGGUCCUCGUCCUCUCCGCUCGGCAUCUCGGUGCGCGCCGCCAACUCCAAGGUGGCUUUCUCUGCAGUCCGGAGCAACAACCACGAACCAUCCGAGAUGAGCAACAAAACCAGAAUCAUCUACUUUGAUCAGGUGCUGGUGAACGUAGGGAACUACUUCACAUUCGAGUCUGUAUUCUUGUCACCAAGAAAGGGAGUCUACAGUUUCAACUUCCAUGUGAUCAAAGUGUACCAGAGUCAAACCAUACAGGUGAACCUGAUGCUUAAUGGAAAGCCAGUCAUCUCCGCCUUUGCAGGAGACAAGGAUGUAACUCGAGAGGCGGCCACCAAUGGAGUUCUGCUUUUUCUGGAGAAAGAGGACAAAGUUUACCUUAAGCUGGAAAAGGGAAACCUAGUUGGUGGAUGGCAAUACUCGACGUUCUCCGGCUUUCUUGUUUUCCCACUGUAAAAAAAGAAAAGUGAAAACAACACAAAGACAAUUGUAAGAUUUCUUCAUGUGUCGUCAGUAUAAUCAAAAACAUUGCUGCUUCAUCUGUUGGAUUCUGCCCAACCAUUGAAAAAUGUUAAUGGAAAAACAUCGCCAUGGAGAUUUGUCAGAUCCUCUGGAGGCAUCUUUAAACGUUCCUGUCCACAGAUAUAGCCUCAAAGAUGAACACUGACGCAACAAACCUACCCUUCUAACUUUGACCUGCUGAAAUAUGGAUACAAUUUUUUCAUUUCUCAUGGCAACUGUCUUUUUCAGCUAUGUUUGAUUGCUUGGUUGUAAACUGUGUGUGCUUCUGUUAGCUGUGCUGUCGCUUUGAACAAGUCUACACAACCAGACAGUGUUGUUGCUUAGUUAUUGUCAACACAGUCAUGGUUGCCUAACAAUUUUAAUUUCUCCAAAGCAGAACUCUUCAUUUAUUGACAAAUUACGAUCAAAUGUGAAGUUUUGUGAUCAGACGUGCCAUUAGAUUUUUUAUAGACCCUAUAACUACUUGGGGCGAAACACUACGGAAGAGUCGCACAUCAGGAAAUGUGGUUUCAACUAUGUUGUCUGUGGCCACGUACAGAAAGUAAAAUAUCACGACAUAGACUGAGUUUUGCAUCUUGAAGGCAGAAGUCCUUCCUAGCCAAAGACAAGGACACAAGGCUGCUAUGUACGAGGCUUGGGUCAUAGUAAACAAACCAGAGAACUACGUACCUGCAUGGCAGGGUGAGUAUAGCAUAGGUUUCUUUUUUUAGCGUGCUCAGAGUACAAUCGUGUUAAUUUUAGAGAAAUACAGUUUAUACUAAUAUGCAGUGGGAAAAUACAGAUGAAUUAGAAUGAAAUGUUUAUUUGAAGCAUGAAAUAAAGUGUAUAAGUUGGUUUAAUUCUGUCGUUUUGAUGUUCCAGACUUGGGUCAUGUUGAGCUUUGUGUUAGGAUGGGAAAAACAGAAAACACCUCGCCUGUAAAUAAAUAGACUGCUUAAAAGCAAACCAGCAAACGCAACUUACUGUAUUUAAUAGAACACACGUUAACCAGCUUUCUGGUGUAAUCUUAGUACAUAGUUACCUUACCUGAUAUAAAAUGGGCGCUACAAACUCGAGCAUUUCGGAUCGUGUUUUCAGUCCAGUUUUCAUCAACCCUUUUGAUGGCCUGCAGCCACAGACGCCUCCGAUUUUGUUGAAAUGGAUGUGCUCCCUUCGGAAUUCUGUAAAGUUUCAGUCCACUGCUUGAAGAGAAGCGAAUCUGGCAUCCUGGCAUUUUACAUGAUUAUAUUUUAUUACUUGCUUUGCAUGUUCUAUAUGAUUAUAUUUUAGCACAGUUUUAUUAUUAAAUUAUUAUUUUACUGUCUAUAUCAUUUUAUUUAUUACUUAUUUUCUCAUUUUUGUCAUUUAUAUUAGCUCUUUUAUUACAUUUUUACUCAUUUUAAUCCAGUGUUUCCUCUGUGGGGGCCCUCUGCCCCGGGAGCGGUGGUCGACUGUAGCUUCCUGAGCGCUCUAUAGGUGGGGGUCUAUGCACCCCCUCCACUGAGCGCCCUGACUUAGUGUGGAAGACCUGAUGCUGCCGGGACAGACGGCUCCUCUGAUGGCGUUUCCUUGUGUUACCAUACUUGGCUCAUCUGGACUCAGCCUAAUAUAAUUUUUACUUGUAUGUGUGUGUGAGUCUGUCUGUGUGUGCGUGUGCGUGUGCUUGCAUAUGUUUGUAAAUGUUUUUAACCUGUUAUGGGAAUCUGGGGUCAUUUUGUAAAGCACUUUGAAUCACACUUUGUUUGAAAAGCGCUUUAGAAAUAAAAUUUGAUUGAUUGAUUGAUCCA
Molecule: messenger RNA, 2808 nt
Organism: Nothobranchius furzeri (turquoise killifish)
Lineage: Eukaryota; Metazoa; Chordata; Actinopteri; Cyprinodontiformes; Nothobranchiidae
Gene: cbln4
Product: cerebellin 4 precursor
Cellular component (GO): synapse
Molecular function (GO): protein binding
Source: RefSeq, a predicted model, not a curated record